Messenger RNA from Pipistrellus kuhlii (Kuhl's pipistrelle), 2188 nucleotides. RefSeq names its product natural killer cells antigen CD94. The coding region runs from base 108 to 677 and encodes 189 amino acids. Lineage: Eukaryota; Metazoa; Chordata; Mammalia; Chiroptera; Vespertilionidae. The transcript has 7 exons. The record is from RefSeq and is a predicted model, not a curated record. Gene Ontology annotation, biological process: positive regulation of natural killer cell mediated cytotoxicity; stimulatory C-type lectin receptor signaling pathway.
UUCUUCAUACACAACUUUCAGGUUCUUAGCCUUCAGCUCCAACACCAUUCUUCCUAAACAAACAAACAUCGUGGCUUCUCUGUGCCUACACUGGAAGAACAUUUCUCAUGGCAGUUUUUCAGCGCACACUAUGGAGGUUGACUUCUGGGGUCUUAGGAGUAACGUGCCUUGUGCUGAUGGCCACUUUAGGAAUUUUGUUGAAAAAUGCAUUUACUAAACAAAGUAUUCUGCCAACAUCAUCUCCAGCACCCACCACCAUGGAACCUCAGGAAGGCUCUGGCUGCUGUUUUUGCCAAGAGAAAUGGAUUGGGUACCAAUGCAACUGUUACUUCAUUUCCAAUGAAAAAAAAACUUGGGCAGAAAGUAGGGAUUUCUGUGCUUCUCAGAAUUCCACUCUAUUUCAGUUGAAAAACAUGGAUGAGCUGCCGUUUAUAAAAUACCUUAGAAAUUUUUAUUGGAUUGGACUCGCUUACUCUGACAAACAUCACGCCUGGAUGUGGGAGGAUGGCUCUGCUUUUUCCAAAGAUCUAUUCCCAUUAACGAAAGAUUUAUAUCCAGGAAACUGCAUAAUGUUUAACGCACCCAAAACUGUUUUGAAUGUUCCCUGCACAGAUGAAAAAUUUUAUAUCUGUGAACAACUGCUUAGGUGUUGCUUAGUGCAGAAGGGUGGGCAAUGAAAGCCCAGCAUUACUAAGAAUGGUCACUGGAUAUGGGAAUGCCAGCCAUCAUAUCAGGAGCAGCCUUGUUGAAAGGACCAUAUGACAAGGAGCUAAAACCUCUUUGUUGAACUGUACACUUGAAACAUGUACGAUUUUGUGAACCUAGGUUACCUCAAUAAAUUCAAUUAAAAAAGAAAUAAAGUCUAUUUCUAGCAGCUAUGUAAUGAGCAUGUUUUGCAAGCCAACUUUCCAGCUCUACUCAAGCAUUCAUAUAACAAAGCCCCAACUAUCUUGACAGUCACCUAAUAAGAGAACCUGAGUCACAUCCAAAUUGUUCAAGAACUCCCAACCCGCAGAAACUUGUGUGAUAGAAUGUGUUUAUUCUUUGAAGUUGCUAUUUAUUGGACUUAGUGGUAGACUCUCUCAUAAAGACCUGUCUUAAAAAACAAACAAACAAAAGGAAACAUACAAAAGCAAACAAAAUAUUAUUGAAAGAAGUCAACAAUUUCCCGAAGUUCAUCCUCAUAGAGGUUCCAUGCCUCAAAAUUUCCUUUAUAUAGUCAUUACUCUUCAUUUUGUUUUCAGUAAAGUUGACCCAGUUCCAGUAUCCAAAUUGGGCCCCAAUUGCUUUACAUCAAAUCAAUCAUUUGUCUUACUCAUCAGCCACAGUUAUUUACAUCAAGCCUAGUUGUCAAGAAGAUGAAGAUGAGCCCUUGGGGGUCCUUUAUAAGAACACAAGGAAAAUAAGAUAGACUGAACAUAACAGUUUAUAUUACAUUGUUCUUAUUAUACAAAUUUCAAAACUAGGCAAAAAUAAACCACAGUUCACAUUAGACAUGAAGGCCAUGUGAUAAGUAAAGAUGGUGGUAGUAUAUGGAAAGAGAAAGAAGAAGGAGGAAAGAUCUUAGUAAUCCUGGAAAUUUUCUAUUUAUUUACAUGGGUUUUAGUUGCAUGGGUUUUGAAUCUGAUGGUUGUUAAACUUUAUGUUUUUAUUAAUUUUUACUAUAUAAAUUAUAUUUUAUUCAAAAGGGUUAGAAGAGAGAAUGUUUGUUGAAUUUUUUUUUUGUCUUCAAUAGGUUUUGAUAUGAGGCAGGUCUGAUAUCAAUUUUUCACUUUUUAAUAAUCACAACUAUCUAUCUCCAAGCCUUACACAAUCUUACUCAAACUUUAAUUUUAGCAUGAGUCCUUUUUCUUCAUAUCUUUCUGAGAUGUAUUUCCUUGCUCUAUGACUCUAUUCUAUUCCAGAGUGGAUUGGGGACAGAUUCGAGCAUUACCUCCUUUCUAGUGACACACAAAUUUUAAUCAUUAGCUGGGGUCUCUGUGAUUGUCAGAGUUCCAGUGUCUUUCAGCUACAGAGCAGAAAUGAGUCGAUAUUUUCUCAAGCCAGGUAUCACCAUAUCACCUUUGGGGGACAUUGAAAAAUACAUCAAAUUAAGAUGAACACAUUUUUUUGAUGUUGUUCAUUCUAGCCUAAGGAUAUUUUGUUCAUUAGUUUUUAGAAAGAAAGGAAAAAGGGAGGGAGGGAGAAA